Cricetulus griseus (Chinese hamster) is the source of this 1692-nucleotide messenger RNA. The record is from RefSeq and is a predicted model, not a curated record. NCBI's taxonomy places the organism in Eukaryota, Metazoa, Chordata, Mammalia, Rodentia, Cricetidae.
AUGAGAGAGACCCUGGAGGCCCUGAACUCCUUGGGAUUCUCAGUGGGACAGCCCGAGAUGGCUCCCCAAAGUGAGCCCAGGGAUGGGUUCAAUAAUGCCCAGGGGAAGAUGUCAUCUAGGGAGGAGAGCACACUGCACUCAUGCUCAGGGCAUGAGACCCCUUGCCAGAAAGAAGGCAUGCACAUGGAACAAGCUGAAGCUCCUUGCAUGGGCAGCCAGGCCUGUACUCCACAGAAGGCCGAGCCUGUGGGCUCUGUCCCAGGGGAGGAGUGGAUGAUUCGGAAGGUGAAGGUAGAGGAUGAGGAUCAGGAGGCAGAGGAGGAGGUGGAAUGGCCCCAGCAUCUCUCCUUCCUACCCAGUCCUUUUCCCGCUCCUGACUUGGGUCACCUGGCUGUUUCAUACAAACUGGAGCCAGGGACUCCGGGGGCUCUAGGUGGGCUCGCGCUGUCUGGGUGGGCCCCUAUCCCUGAAAAGCCUUAUGGCUGCGAGGAAUGUGAGCGGCGUUUCCGGGAUCAGCUAACUCUGCGACUGCACCAGAGGUUGCACCGGGGCGAGGGCCCCUGUGCCUGCCCCGAUUGCGGCCGCAGUUUCACGCAGCGUGCCCAUAUGCUUCUGCACCAACGCAGUCACCGCGGAGAGCGUCCCUUCCCGUGCUCCGAGUGUGAUAAGCGUUUCAGCAAGAAGGCCCACCUGACCCGCCACCUGCGCACGCACACAGGCGAGCGGCCCUACCCGUGCGCCGAGUGCGGCAAACGCUUCAGCCAGAAGAUCCACCUAGGCUCGCACCAGAAGACCCACACCGGAGAACGGCCCUUUCCCUGCACUGAAUGCGAGAAGCGUUUCCGCAAGAAGACGCAUCUGAUCCGCCACCAGCGCAUCCAUACCGGCGAGAGGCCCUACCAGUGCGCCCAGUGCACACGCAGCUUCACGCAUAAGCAACACCUGGUGCGGCACCAGAGGGUGCACGAUGCUGCUAGCCGCACCCGGUCCUCUCCCGACGCUCCUGCCUCUCCCCAUCCUCCCGCCCCAUCCCCUCCGGGGCCCAAGCCUUUCGCUUGUUCCCACUGUGGCCUGAGCUUUGGCUGGAAAAAGAACCUCGCUACGCACCAGAGUCUGCAUCUCACCGAGGGUCGCCCUUUUGGGUGCGAUGAGUGUGCACUGGGCGCCACCGUAGAUCCCAGCGCCACGGAGCCGUCAGCUUGUGCUCCCCACGCUCCUGACUGUGACCCGGGUUCGGGACCCGCGGCUCCCCAGCGCACCACCUCCGGUGAGCGCUCCUUCUUCUGCCCCGACUGCGGGCGCGGCUUCGCACACGGGCAGCACCUGGCCCGGCAUCGGCGCGUGCACACGGGCGAAAGGCCCUUCGCCUGCGCGCAGUGUGGCCGCCGCUUCAGUCGCAAAUCUCACCUAGGCCGCCACCAGGCAGUUCACACGGGCAGCCGCCCCUACGCUUGUGCUGUCUGUGCCCGGUGCUUCAGCUCCAAAACCAACCUGGUCCGCCACCAAGCAAUCCAUACGGGCUCCCGCCCCUUCUCCUGUUCCCAGUGCGCCAAGAGCUUCAGCCGCAAGACCCACCUUGUGCGACACCAACGUAUCCAUGGCGAAGCGACCCUCCCAGCCUCAGCCUCCAGCCUCUCAGCUCCAGCCUGGCCCAGUUCUUCCGAGGUUGUGACGCCUCCAAUCUUCUUCUAA